Molecule: messenger RNA, 1152 nt
Organism: Colletotrichum orchidophilum
Lineage: Eukaryota; Fungi; Ascomycota; Sordariomycetes; Glomerellales; Glomerellaceae
Exons: 3
Coding region: 1-1152 (383 amino acids)
Source: RefSeq, a predicted model, not a curated record
AUGGACGACACGCCCUGGGAAGAACUUCCACAUGACGACUAUGGCCCGUGGUUACUUGCCACCGUGUGGACACUAAUAGGCAUCGCUGGGGCCUUCAUCGGUCUGCGGAUCUACUGCAAGUUCUCACGGGGAAGGGGACUGUGGCUGGAUGACCAUGUCUUGGUCGCGGCGUGGUGCGCUCUACUGGCUCUAGGAUCCUUCAUCUCCAUCGACGUGUUGUACGACUUUGGCAAGCAUAACUGGGACAUUACACCAGGGAACUGGUCGUGGCUAUUGCUCUACGCCAACCUCUCUGGAUCAUUUUCCAUCAUCGCGGCAGCGUGGAGCAAGACCUCCUUCGCGCUGACUCUGCUUCGCAUCACGCGGGAAUCAUCCGAACGAUGGAUGAAGUUGCUCGUGUGGUUCAUCAUCAUCUCGAUCAACGUCUUCCUCGGCGUCAAUGUUCUCUUCACUUGGAUACAGUGUUGGCCAGUCGAGAAGACAUGGAGAACAGCCUCAACGCCUGGCACCUGCUGGCCGAAGAGCAUCAUGAUGAACUACAACGUAUUCACGGCAUCGUAUUCUGGCGGAAUGGAUAUCGUUCUCGCCAUUUUGCCUUGGAAAAUUAUAUGGGGACUGACAAUGACCAAAAGAGAGAAAUUUGGUGUUCUGAUUGCGAUGAGUAUGGGCGUAUUUGCUGGGGCUGUGUCAUUCAUCAAGAUCCGAACGAUUGCUGCGAUUGGAGCCUUCGACAUUAUUGAUACUGUUGAGUUGGUGGUUUGGGGUGCAGCAGAAAGUGUUGUGACCAUCAUAGCUGCAACCAUACCGAUACUGCGGGCCUUAAUUCGAGAUCACAAAGCACCGCCCGCUCGAUUCGCCAGCGACGAAGAGAGCAUGUUGCGUCGUCUAGGGGCAGCUUCACUGGCAACGGCCGCCGCAGCGAGUCCGGGUGUAAGGAGAUCAAGAUCUGAUCUUGAGUUAGUAGAAUGGAAGGACCCCAUGACUGAGACCCGUGGGGAUAAGUAUAGGCAGGUCCAGCGGCCUUGGAAAGUUAAGGAUGUUAAGUUGGAGCCAAAGAGAGGAGACGUAAUUACAGCACCUAAUGCUUUAAGACGAGGUCAUGAUGGGAUGGAGUAUAGUGGUUCUAUGGAGUUAUCCAGGAGAUUGGGAUAG